Messenger RNA from Topomyia yanbarensis, 4401 nucleotides. RefSeq names its product vacuolar protein sorting-associated protein 8 homolog (gene Vps8). The record is from RefSeq and is a predicted model, not a curated record. Gene Ontology annotation, molecular function: protein binding. Gene Ontology annotation, cellular component: HOPS complex; late endosome. NCBI's taxonomy places the organism in Eukaryota, Metazoa, Arthropoda, Insecta, Diptera, Culicidae. The transcript is spliced from 5 exons. Gene Ontology annotation, biological process: endosomal vesicle fusion; protein targeting to vacuole. Bases 122 to 3913 code for a protein of 1263 amino acids.
UGCAAAAUUGGAAAAUGUCAUUUCAGUCGCGAAACAGUCGAAGACGGACGCAAAAUAGAUAGCUCCAAUCAUCCAGUUGCGAUGAUGACAUGGUAGUACGAGGCCGACAGCAGAUAGGAUCAUGAACAAUUUGAAGGCACCGUCUCUGCACUCGCUGCUAGAUUCGGACCACGGUUCGAAUGACAGCCUGCUUGCCGAAUCACUGCAGCUAGAUAUAGAGGAGCUGGAUGACGAAGAAUACUCCUUACCAGCGGUCGAUCAGCUACCAACACUGGAAAGUGUCCUCAGUGAAAUCGAUAGUGACUUGGACAGUGCUUCGGCUCUGGGAAGAUGCAUCGUGGAUGGUGUAUCAACAGCUUCUGGUGCAACAGCAAGUGACCGCGGUUGUGGGGUUUUGGGGUCUACUCCGACUCCUUUGCUGAGCGAUGAUUACAUGCGCAUGGAGUCCAUAUUGAGACAUGUCGUGCUGCAGGGAGUUACCGCCCAAGUUACAUCCGCGGUAGAUCGAGUUGAUGCUGGUUUGGCUACUUCGUGUACAAUUUCCCAGAUGAUUGCCGUAGGAACAUCGCAUGGUCACAUCCUGGCGUUUGAUUGUACACAAACGUUGAAAUGGUGCUGCCAGGAUGGAAUCUCCCAAGGAGCGGUCUCAGCGCUGGCCUUCAACGAGGACAAUACUAGAUUACUGGCGGGGUUUGCCAGAGGAAGCAUUCUUAUGAUUGAUACGUAUACUGGAGACGUUAUUCGAAGUCUAAACGAGGUUAUCACUCCAAACACGGGAGUAUUACAUCUGAAGUGGACGAACAAACCGGCGUUGGCGUUAUGUUCCGAUUCGGGGGGUUCAGUGUGGAGCUUGAGUUUUACCAGACGGCUUGGAAUACGAGGCUGUGAUUCGCGCUGUCUCUUUAGCGGUGCUCGGGGAGAAGUUUGUACGAUAGAACCGUUGCUGCUUGGCGAUGAAGAGCAUCCUCUGAAGAAUUAUACCCUUGUUGCGCUGGCCACUUUGAGUAAAUUUUUCGUCGUAAUGAUCCGCCCUAGACUGAAAGUAGUCAAGUUUCAUCCAAUGGCUGGUUAUCCGGAUUGUUUGCCGCUACUGGCCUGGCAAAUGGUUUUGAUUCAAGCAGCUGACUCUUCACGGACCAUUGAUCCUGUUCUGGCAGCCGCCCGGGGAUCGGACCUUUACUUCCAUCAAAUAAGCUACUGCAGUGGUCGGAUUUCGCUUAUCUUCCUUAGGCACAUUCAGCUCAAUUAUAGACUGCUAGCGCUUCAUUGGCUCGGUCCGAAAACGAUCGCCUGUUUGGACACGAUGGAAGUUCUCCAUCUAUCCGAUGUGCGAACUAAUAAAGAAUUGGAAUCCAUCGAAUUGGCCAACGUUGGAUUAAUGUACAAUUCGGCGCAGUUCAAAGGGUUGGCUACCGGGGGUAAUGUGAGUCCAGCACUUGCCCUCGCUGGAGGUUCCGCUUGUUACAACACGGUUGUUUCCCACGGCAAUCAGCUCUAUCUGUUGGCUGGGAAAAGUUUGCACGGAAUAGGUGCUAGGGCUUGGAGUGAUCGGAUAUCAUAUCUAACAUCGAUGCAACGAUGGGACGAAGCGAUCGAACUGGCCGUAGAAGGGUACAGAGCCGCGGCGGGCAGACAUCGACGACAAGCGGUGGCGAAGGAAAGGAUUCUGCGUAUGUUUGAUGAGUAUUUGACGGCUACGAGGAAAACACCCGACGUUUGUUUGGAGGCGAUGGUGGCUUGUUUGAUAGAAAUCAAUGAAAAAAAUCUCUUGUGGCAGGAUUUGUACGACCGCCUUCCAACGCCGGAUCACUAUUUGUCCAUCGUAGCGCAGCACAUCGAAAACGAUGAGCUGGACUCGAUUGCACCGGCGGUCGCUCAGGUAUUGUGCGAUACAUUCUGGCGAAAACGGUCCAUCGUACGGUUGGAGAAUCUGAUCCUUAAGCUCGAUUGGCAGUGUCUGGAUUUGCAUCAGGUGCUAACGAUUUGCCGGAAGGAGAAGAUGUACCGGGCUCAGAUGUAUCUCAAUACGAAAGCCUUGGGUGAUUAUACGAUUUCGCUGACGGAUUUGAUUCCGCUGUUAAAUGACGAAGGUGAGAAUGAUCACCACAAUUUGGGGAACUGUCUAUUGGUGUACAUAUCCAGUUGCCUCGCUGGUCGGGGUUAUCCCACCGGGGAUAUUGCACCAGAAAUGAUUGCCACGGUAAAACACGAGGUCUUGCGCUGCCUCACCGUGGUGCACUCAAAGCAAGCCCCCGAAGGAGAAUUGCCGUAUCCGUUUUUGCGAACACUACUGGAAUUUGAUACGAGAGAAACGUUGAAUGUUAUUUCACUUGCCUUCCAGGAGAAAGAGUUUAACGGCGAGCUCGGGCUGUCACAGCGUCAGCGAAUCAUUAACAUUCUGGUGGAGAUUCUGACCCCCGAGCAUGCCAGUUGGUCACAGAUUGGAUGUCUGCUGAAUUUUAUUGCCCAACAGAUAGCAACCCGACUGCUCCCGGAAAAUGAUCUGCUGCUGGAAAGGGUGGUAAGCUAUUUGACCAGGCAGAGUCAGGAAAGGGAAGACGCUGGGAUGACUCGUAGAGAACAUUCUGAGCAGGAACAGACAUGGCUUGAACUGCUACGUUCCAACUGCUUGAGUCACAUCCCGAAUGAAGAACUGUUACGAAUUUCCAGACAGAGCAGGUGCUAUCGGGUUACCGAAUACAUUUUAGAAGAACUUGGCCGAUAUGAGGAAAUAUUUGACUGUUACCUUUUGGACGAGUUCCGACAUAAUGAGCUAUUCACCUACAUCGUCCAAUACUGCGAAAAUGGAAGAAGACAAGUUUUACCCUUACUCAUGCAGAACUUUAAGCGUAUUCUUGAUAUCAACGCCGAACAAACGACAAGGGUUGUAACUGAGCAUUUCAUGAGACAUUUGAACCGCUUUCUGCAGCUGCUAGAAGAUUCGCCCGAGAAACUGUUUCUUUUCCUCCGACAACUUUUGAAACAGUCAAUUCAGCUGGAGACUCGGGAUUGUGAGAAAUACCUACAGCUGCUCUGUCAAUACCAACCGGACGAAGUGAUCGAGUUCCUGAAAUCAAACGACUCCUACCGGUUGGAUUACGCCGUCAGCACUAUCAGGAGCCAUGGCAUGAGUACGGCGUUGAUAUAUUUGUACGAAAAACAGGGUGACUAUCAGUCGGCUUACGGAAUUGCAGUGGAAGCCCUAAAGGAUGCUCCGGAGAGUACAGCUGAGAUAUGUGCGCUGCAGGUCUCUGGUCUAUGCACCCGUGCUUCCGCCCUUCUAUCGGAAGCAGAACGCGAGGAACUUUGGUUUUCUCUGUUGAAGAUUGUGCUCUCCCGGACUGACCUCACUCAGAUCACGAAAAACAUUCUUACCUCGGCUAGCGAAUUUGUCGAUCUGGCGAAGUUGGUUCAGCUGGUGUUGACGUCCGGAACGAAAACCGGCAAUUUCGGUGACAUCAAACACGUCCUAAUCGGUAUGCUAUCGAAUUCGGCCUACGAAACAGUUCUGCUGGAGACCACUUCACGCAUUCUCGGCAAGGAUCUGCACUCGGUGCUGGAAAGAGAUCGACGCUUUGCCCGAAAAGGUCUUUGUGUGAAAUCGAUCAAGUGUACCAUCUGCCGAUCGAAGUUGUACAAUGCGGCCAAAGAUUCGAUCGUGGUUUUCGGUAAUUGUGGACACGCACUACACAAAGAAUGUGCCAGUCGAUUUUGUACGGUGACCGUAGAAUCACCUGCUGCCGAAGCAAGUAGUCUGACCAGGCUGAGAUGCCCCCGCUGUGACGCGGUAAUAAGUGAGCGGGAAUCGGUGAAAACUUCCGAAUGUCGUUUUGAUCUUAGAAUGACCCGAACUGUUCGUAGCGAUGACGCUGAAGUGCUUAAGGUCAGUGCUCCUCCACGGAUUGGACUGUGAGUCGGUGGGGUCCGAUUGAGAGUUUUUUAUUUUCGUGCAUGUAUCAUUACUCAUUUCAUCGGAGAGUCCGACCGUAAACCGAAAGCCAUCUUCAGCUCCGUUCAUGGUAAGCUUUUAGAAUUCUUGUCCAUACUAUAUCGAUGUAAAACAACACUCUGAAUAAUUUAGGUAAGUUUAAUCAUUUUAACAAAUCUUGAUUAGGCGAAAAUGAACACUGAUUAAACGUUCAUAUAACGCAAAUUCUGUUACAUAGGUUAAACAGUUUAUAUUACUAUUACCAUUAUUUAUGAAAGCUUAAGAACUGUAUGAGUAAAAGUUAUAUGAAACAUUCAACCAAUAGACAUCAAUUCCUAUCAUCUAUAUUGCAGUUAUUUAUCAUUACCGAGAAUAGUCUAAGUGGCAUUGUGCGAUAUAUCGUGCGAAAGCCGUUCGAUAAGCGAAACGAAAUAGGCAAAUAAAUGUUUUGUCAACUGUAAAUGUUCACAGAA